GCUGGCUUCUGGGCUUUGCCAUGGCGGUCUCCGUAGCGCGUUGGAACCAUGUGUGGGUCGGCACCGAGACUGGAAUCCUGAAAGGAGUGAACCUUCAGCGAAAACAUGCAGCGAACUUCACGGCGGCGGGACAGCCGCGGCGCGAGGAGGCGGUGAGCGCCCUGUGCUGGGGCGCGGGCGGCGAGACCGAGAUCCUGGUGGGCUGCGCGGACAGGACGGUGAAACACUUCAGCACCGAGGAGGGCAUAUUCCAGGGCCAGAGACACUGCCCUGGAGGGGAGGGCAUGUUCCGGGGCCUCGCCCAAGCUGAGGG
Molecule: messenger RNA, 313 nt
Organism: Galeopterus variegatus (Sunda flying lemur)
Lineage: Eukaryota; Metazoa; Chordata; Mammalia; Dermoptera; Cynocephalidae
Product: WD repeat-containing protein 74-like
Exons: 3
Biological process (GO): ribosomal large subunit biogenesis
Cellular component (GO): preribosome, large subunit precursor; nucleolus
Source: RefSeq, a predicted model, not a curated record